AUGAAGUACACCGCGCUCGCCGUGACGGCGGCCGGCCUGGUCGCCGCCGUCGCCGCCGGCCAACCCGACGCAAAGGCCUGGACGCCGGCGACGCAGACAAAGCCGCCCGUCGCGGGCUUCACACUCCGACCGACGCCCGCGGUGCGUCUACCGCGAGCAGGCCUCAACCUACGCAACGACAAUCACAACAACAACAACAACGACAACGACAACGACGACGAUGACGAGGAUGACCGCGCCGGCAAGAUUACACACGGCACCGUCGCGGCGACCGGGAGCAGUAGCGGCUCGUCCACAAACGCACCGCGGCCGUCGAAUACCUGCGGCUGGGACCAGAACGGAGGUGGUUUCUACGCCUGCGCCGACGCGAAAGCAACCUGCCGCUACAGCAACGACGUGGUUGGGUGCUGCACAGGGGACAAUUGCAAAAAGAUUCCCAAAAAGUGCGUCGCGCAGUCCAACAACUGCGACUCGGACGACAAUGGCGGCACGCUAUGCUGCCGCCAGGCUUCGGCCCCGGCAUGCUACACGUGGCUCAUUCCCACGUCGACCGACGGCAAGCAGUCGACGUUUUCCAUGUUUGCCUGCACGGACAAGGCCGGCACCGGUACGCUUCUACCUACGGACCCGGCCAGCGCCAGCACCACCACGACCAGUAGCAGCACCGCCGGCGGUGGCAAGAGCAACAUUGGCGCCAUUGUCGGCGGCGUCAUCGGCGGGCUGCUCGGACUGCUCGCCAUCGCGCUGUUCAUCUGGUACGUGCUGCGACAGCGCCGACGCGGCCGGGCGGAAAACGCAGCGGCCGCCGCCGCCCGCGACGGCGACGAGAAGCCAGCCGCACAGACCUACGCCGACGUCUACGGGGCGGUGCCGCGACGCAAGGCCGUUCCGUCCGGGACCGAGGAGACGCUGCUGCGUGACCGGAGCGUGACGACGAGCAGCGGUGGUGGGUGGAGUGCGGCGGCGCGCGAGGGCACGGCGUCUCCCCAGGAGCACCUCGCGUACUCGGUGUCGAGCGGUAGCACGGCAGGCACGGGCGUCGUGUCUAGUCUGUCGUCCGCGCCGCCGCCGCUCGCGGGGGUGGUGGAGGCGCCGGACACGGCUGUGGCAAAUACGGCCGAUUCGCCGGUCGAGGUGCCGGGCACGACGGUCACGAGGGAGUCGAUGCACAGCCGGGCGGAGCUUGCGUAA
Messenger RNA from Cordyceps militaris CM01, 1191 nucleotides. RefSeq lists its product as uncharacterized. The record is from RefSeq and is a predicted model, not a curated record. NCBI's taxonomy places the organism in Eukaryota, Fungi, Ascomycota, Sordariomycetes, Hypocreales, Cordycipitaceae. The transcript is spliced from 3 exons. Bases 1 to 1191 code for a protein of 396 amino acids.